Harmonia axyridis is the source of this 1407-nucleotide messenger RNA. RefSeq names its product LIM/homeobox protein Awh (gene Awh). The transcript is spliced from 6 exons. Gene Ontology annotation, cellular component: nucleus. Gene Ontology annotation, biological process: regulation of transcription by RNA polymerase II; neuron differentiation. The coding region runs from base 214 to 1092 and encodes 292 amino acids. Gene Ontology annotation, molecular function: DNA-binding transcription factor activity, RNA polymerase II-specific; RNA polymerase II transcription regulatory region sequence-specific DNA binding. Lineage: Eukaryota; Metazoa; Arthropoda; Insecta; Coleoptera; Coccinellidae. The record is from RefSeq and is a predicted model, not a curated record.
GUCCGUAACUCACCAUCACCAAGCAGUUGUAUGCGCACGUUGGCCGUGUGAGUGGCAACAAGGUGACUGUCGGACUGCUUGGAGGAACAAUCAAUUCAAACUGUCAAUACUGGAGAUAAGUUGUUUGGUUUUCUUUGUUUUCGUAAAGUGAUGUUACGUUGAAGCGGCAAAUUUUUGACUCAGUGCGCAUUAUAACAUUGUUAAGCUAGUUACAUGAAACUGCAGUGCAAUAUUUGGUCCUAUAGCCAGGAGAAGUUCCGAGGUGAUAGCGUAGCUGAUAAAAUCCUUGGAACAUUUGAGAUGAAGACUGAAUUUCGAAGUUGCUCAGCUUGUGGAGAACCAAUUUGUGACAAGUUCCUUCUAGAAGUCAGUGGUAGUACUUGGCAUGCUCGAUGUUUAAGAUGCUGCGUGUGCCAGUUGCAGCUUGAUAGACAGCCUUCUUGCUUCAUUAGAGACAGAGCCAUAUAUUGCAAGCAGGACUACGCAAAAAGUUUCGGCGCCAAAUGUUCAAUUUGCUCACGAGGAAUCUCUUCCAGUGAUUGGGUACGAAAGGCUCGUGAUCACGUUUACCAUCUUGCUUGUUUUGCAUGUGCGGCAUGCCACAGACAGCUCUCUACAGGGGAGGAGUUUGCUCUGCACGAGGACCGAGUGCUGUGCAAGGCCCACUAUUUGGAAACGUUAGACGGUGGCACAACUUCGUCUGAUGACGGAUGUGACGCAGAAGGAUAUCACAAAAACAAGGCGAAAAGAGUUCGAACCACUUUCACAGAAGAACAAUUACAGGUACUUCAAGCGAACUUUCAAUUGGACUCGAAUCCAGAUGGUCAGGACCUGGAAAGAAUCGCACAAAUUACAGGACUCAGCAAACGAGUCACACAGGUGUGGUUCCAGAACUCGAGAGCAAGACAGAAAAAACACAUGCAUACGGGAAAAGUUAAAACACAGUUGCACAACCCUAGAGAUGAUAAUUCCUUCGGUAGGCAUAUAAACCUUCAUCUCACUUAUUCGCUCCAGCAUCAAAAUAAUAACACAAAAACAAGCUUGUUCUCUCAGUCUGUAAAUAUGAAUUUUAAUUUUCAGAAUCUUCUUUAGAUGAGCUGUCACAAGAAUCCACAAUGCACUGUAUGCAAAGUGAAGUCUAAUGCUUAAUGACUAGUAAAUUUGAGUUGGAAAGUAAACGUACUUGCAGAAUUGAGAUAUUCUGGUAUAUUUUGUGAUCACUAAAUGUAUUUUUAGUAUUAUUAUAUUGAUUAUAUAUUGUUAAUAAGUGGUAUUUAUUUAUUUCGUUAUGUAUAUAAGAUUGCCACUUUUUGUGCUAAAAUAAUGAAGUAGCAGUAUAUGUUAUACUCAGUUAUUAUUACUGUACACAGUUGUAAGUAAAAAAGUUAAUAAAAUAUUUGAAAACUA